Messenger RNA from Closterium sp. NIES-65, 423 nucleotides. NCBI's taxonomy places the organism in Eukaryota, Viridiplantae, Streptophyta, Zygnematophyceae, Desmidiales, Closteriaceae. The record is from the annotation of a GenBank genome assembly.
AUGGGCCCCGUCGCCGCCCCUAGCGGCCCCGUCGCCGCCCCUCUAGGCCCCUCGCGGCCCCUUCGCGGCCCCGUCGCCGCCCCUAGCGGCCCCGUCGUCGCCCCUCUAGGCCCCUCGCGGCCCCUUCGCGGCCCCGUCGCCGCCCCUAGCGGCCCCGUCGCCGCACCUCUAGGCCCCUCACAGCCCCUUCGCGGCCCCGUCGCCGCCCCUCUCGGCCCCGUCGCCGCCCCUCUAGGCCCCUCGCGGCCCCUCUACGGCCUCGUCGCCGCCCCUAUCGGCCCCGACGCCGCCCCUAGCGGCCCCGUCGCCGCCCUUCACGGCCAACUCGCCGCCCCUAGCGGCCCCGUCGCCGCCCUUCGCGGCCCCGUCGCCGCCCCUAGCGGCCCUGUCGCCGCCCUUCGCGACCCCAUCGCUGCCCUCUAG